UCUAUUGCUGUGUCAAGUUCCAGAGAAGAGUUUCUUCUCUUCCAAGUUGCUAACCAGCCUCAGACACAGAGUUGAAGGAAAAGGCUAGAAGAAAAGGAGUGUCCUGCUCCCAGUGAGCUAAGAGGAUCCAGCACAGAGCAGUUGACCAGAGAGAGCCUCACCAUGCUCACAGUUCCCCUCAUACCUGUGUGGAAGCUAAGUACCAAGUAAAGGGCAGAAAACAAGCAAUCAGAAAAUGCCCUGCACUUGGAGGACUUUAGACCUAUGGCUUCUACUGAUUUCCACUGUCUUCUUAGUGGCUGCUUCAACAAAUAGUUCACUUACGGACAGACAACAGAGAAGUUCCACACCUCCUGCAGCAGCUAACACUUCCCUGUCUGUACGUGUGGGUACAAAGGCUGUGCUCUCUUGCCCUCCCGUCACCUCGACAGCUGUGCAGGUAACCACCUGGGAAAUAACCCUCAGAGACCAGCCUGCCUGCACUAGAGCCUACAGGAGAGAUACGAACGAGACCAGGGCCAAAAACUGUAGUGACGAGACAAUAUCCUGGGACACCAGACAUGAUCAGAACCCUGUCCUUCAGAUUGAUCCAGUGGCCAUCACCCAUGAUGGAUAUUACAGGUGUGAAGUGGCCACACCUGAAGGGAAUUUCUAUCAGGGAUAUCACCUGCAAGUGACAGUGCCCCCUGAGGCGACCCUUUUUCGAGGCAAGAAUGGAACUGUCGUGUGCAGGGCAGCUGCAGGGAGGCCAGCGGCGCAGAUCUCCUGGACCCCAGCGGGAGAUUGUGACACUGAGGAAGAGCCACUGGGCAAUGAUACAGUGACUGUGCAGAGCACGUGCCUCUGGGAGGACCACCCGGUGUCCACUGUGUCCUGCUCUGUGUCCCAUCUCACUGGCAACCAGAGUCUGUCCAUAGACCUAAAUUCAGAAGACCAGGCAUCAUCAAACUCAAAAAUCUUAUACAUCAGCAUCUCUAUUGCGAUUAUCUUGAUCAUUGUGGGAUCCAUUUGCCUUUUGAAACUUGGUGUCUGCAGAAAAUGCAAAUUAAAAAAAAUAGAAGCUAAUUCAGUUGUUGAGGAGGAGGAAAUGCAGCCCUAUGCCAGCUACACAGAGAAGAACAAUCCACUGUAUGAUACCGUGAGCAAGGUGAAGCAGUCUGGGGUGUUGCAAAAUGAAAUUGAUGGGCUGUGACUCCAAACUUCAUAAGUUACUGGAAUCUAGCACUAGGACAAAUGAAUAAAGAUACAGUACAGCUACCAUUCUGAUUUUCUUAGGGUCUUACAAUAGAAAACCUAUUUUGAGAUUAGCUUUUCAGAGAUUCUGAGAACAUACAGACUUUUAAAGUGUUUGGUUUCAUAUUCUUACUUAUAUAAUUGAUAUUUUAGAAUGUUAGCUGCUAUUAGCUAGUUCUCUGAAGAACUGAUAUUAUUACAAAGAAAGCAAAUGCACAUGAUAAAAUAUUCUAACGGCUUAGUACCGUAGAUAAUGAAAAAUUAAUUCCUUCAAGAAAGAACUCUGCAGAAGGAACAAUCAUCAAUAGGUUUUAUGUAUUCCUCCAGAAAAUUUUGUGUACAUACAUAUGCUAAAGGUAUGUAUAUGUGUACAUUUAUAAGGCCUUACAUAUAUACCCAUUUCAUUGUCAAGAUUCAUAUGGGAACAUACCAUGAUGCUCUUCUGUACUGAUAGAAAGCUAUAAUAUAAUAGGUCUUGGAGAUCUUUUAUAUGAAUGCAAUCAGAGCUACCUCAUUCUUUUUAAUGGUUAUAAAACAUUCCAUUGUAUGGUCAUGUCAUAAUUUAAAUAGCCAUAGCCCUGGUGAUAGACAUUUAGAUUGCUUUAAGUUUUGUUUGCAUGUUUUGCUGUUAUAACCAAUGACACAUAGAAUGUUUUUUGUGGAUAUGACUCUUUGUAUUUGUUUCAGUAUAUUUAUAGCGUAAUUUCCCUGAGUGGAAUUACCAGGUCAAAAGGGUUUGUGCAUUUUUGUAUUGAUUGAUAUGUCAAAUCGUAUCAAUUUACAUUCCCUUCAACUGUGUUUGAAUGUGUGUUUCCAUACACUGUUAUUUUAAUAUAUGCCAGAUUCCCACUUCUUGUUUUUAAUCAACCAGUUAACUAAUGUGAUGUAAGAUUAUAAUAAAAAUUACACUAUUUGACAAAACUGGA
Hyaena hyaena (striped hyena) is the source of this 2159-nucleotide messenger RNA. Its product is annotated as cell surface glycoprotein CD200 receptor 1-like. Bases 236 to 1192 code for a protein of 318 amino acids. Gene Ontology annotation, molecular function: signaling receptor activity. Gene Ontology annotation, cellular component: external side of plasma membrane. Gene Ontology annotation, biological process: regulation of neuroinflammatory response. The record is from RefSeq and is a predicted model, not a curated record. The transcript is spliced from 7 exons. NCBI's taxonomy places the organism in Eukaryota, Metazoa, Chordata, Mammalia, Carnivora, Hyaenidae.